Molecule: messenger RNA, 425 nt
Organism: Ceratosolen solmsi marchali
Lineage: Eukaryota; Metazoa; Arthropoda; Insecta; Hymenoptera; Agaonidae
Product: turripeptide Ici9.2-like
Exons: 4
Coding region: 149-406 (85 amino acids)
Molecular function (GO): protein binding
Source: RefSeq, a predicted model, not a curated record
UAUUAGUACUCUAAUAAAGAUAAAUGUAGGAUUUUCCUUAUUGCUUUGCGUGCAGUUGAUAAACCACGUCAUUCAAUCCUGUAGUAGCGAUUAUUUACAUCGAAACUAACAGUUUACUGAACCAUCAAAAUUAAAAGAAAAAAUUACAAUGAUUAAAAUAGUAAACGUCAGUUUUAUCAUCCUUUUAGUGUAUUUUAUGAGCGUAAGUGUGCAGUCAGGUAAAAAUGACAAACCUUGUAAAUGCAAUUGGACCAAUGAUUGGGCCCCAGUAUGUGCCAGUGAUGGAAAAACAUUCUCUCAUAAAAUAAACUUGAAGUGCUAUAAUAAAUGCAACAAAGCAAAUGUGAGAAUAUUACAUACAGGUGUAUGCCCACGAAUUCAACCACCUGGAAAUCUAUUAUCAUGAAGAAUUAAAUAACAGAUGU